Molecule: messenger RNA, 2424 nt
Organism: Aspergillus mulundensis
Lineage: Eukaryota; Fungi; Ascomycota; Eurotiomycetes; Eurotiales; Aspergillaceae
Exons: 1
Coding region: 1-2424 (807 amino acids)
Biological process (GO): protein localization to ciliary inversin compartment
Cellular component (GO): ciliary inversin compartment
Molecular function (GO): protein binding
Source: RefSeq, a predicted model, not a curated record
AUGGCCGGCCCAACUCUCCUCGACCUCCCCGAUGAGCUCCUCCUCCAGAUAUGCGAGCACCUGUCACGGUCACCAAAGAGCCUCGCCGCUCUCUCCAGGACAUCGCGAGAUCUCUACCGAGUGGCCGAUCCAGUGCUAUACUCACCGUCCAGGCGUGACCACGAUCGCCGGCUCCAAUACAUCCUUGAUUGGGCAGGUCGCAAGGGACAGGAAAAUACCAUGGCCUACGCUCUGCACUGGCUCUACCGCGCUAUGCCACACAACCCAAGCCUGGGCUCUGACGCACUGGUAUCAGCUUCUGCCGCCGGUUUCACGAACAUCGUGCAGAAGCUGCUGGCAGAUGGGGUGCCUCCAGGUGGCUGCGAGCAAGGCCUGACCAGGCACUCCAGUCACAGGUGGCCGAAAGCCCGGACACCCCUGCUGGCAGCUAUGCUUGGGGGUCAGUUUGAAACCGUCGUUAUCCUCUUAAACGCGGGAGCAAGGUUCAGCGGUUGCGACUUCGUUACAACGUUUCGCCUUGUCUGCACGGCACACGGCCAGCUCAUCUGGCCGCGGCUUCUCCAGAGCGGGCUGAAGGUCAACAUCACCAAUAAUCUGGGCAGCACCCUCCUGCACUUUGCUUGCCGUGCCGGCUCCAUAGCCAUUGUGCAAUUGCUGAUAGGCAGUGGUCAUGACCCCAACCGUCCCGACGGUCACCACGAGGCCCCCAUAAGCCUUGCAAUCCGGUCGAGCAGGCCCGGCAGCUGCGGCUGCGUUGAUAUAAUCCGAUACUUGCUCGACCACGGAGCGCACGCUGACCGGGUCUGCACUUUCCAGGGCUGGUAUCCUCUGCACGUUGCAUCCAGCAUUGGCCAUCCUGAAGCCGUCCAGCUUCUCCUCCAGUACAAGGCCGACGUGGAUGCCCUGCGGGGAGACGGUCUUACGGCGCUAGGCGCCCUAGGAGCCAGUGGCUCAUUUCGACAGGCACGCUCUGCAAAGCACGACAAGCGGGAGUACGAGGUUGUCAAGCUCCUCCUAGAAGCAGGCGCAUCGGUACGGACGAACGAGGCUCAGACGAUGGCGUUGUUACGCAGCGUUGCUGCCAGCGGCAACGGUCCGUACUGCGAGAUGCUGCUGCACGCCUGGGAGGAGCAAGCACCGCGGGUUCUCCCUCUGGAGCUCGUGGCCCUUGCCAUAGCCGCAACCGGAGAUGCCCAGGAGCUGCACCACGCCCUGAUGCAGCGCGGUAUACCCUGUUAUAUACCUGGGGCCAUACGCAGACGGCUCACCGGCCCACUGCACCUCGUCACCCCGCUGAUGGCCGCAGUAAAGACACGCAACGAAGACGCAAUCGACGUGGCAAUCUACCACGAGCGGCUCUUCGUCGCACUCGGCCCAAACGGCCGCACGGUCCUGCACCAAGCCCUCGCCGACCCAACCCUGCCCGAGGAAACCAUCCGCCUCCUCCUCGACAGAACAACCAACAUCACACGCCCAGACGCCAUGGGCGACACCCCGCUCGUCACAGCGACAAAGCACCAGCCAGCCCCCGUAGUCUCAAUGGUCCUAAACCGCCUCCACGCAGACACCAUCAAAGCCCGACCCCUCCGCCGCCCCGUAAGACGCGGAAUCGACCUCCCCAAUCUCCUCUACGACCGGCUCCUCUCAAGCGUCGCCAGCGCACUCGAGGUCGCAGCACGCGAGAACAAGGUAAUAUCCGCCCUCACCCUCCUGCACUACCUCACCAAGCACGGCCUCAAAUGCAACACCACCUGCCAACCUCUACACAUCGCCCUCACCCUGAACAACAACCUACUCGCCCUCCUAAUCAUCCGCAGCAGACAAGCCCUCACCAGCACAGACACCCGCGGCUUCACACCUCUCAUCAAAGCCGCCAACCUCGGGCAAGCAAGCAUAGUCAAGGCCCUGAUCGACGCAAAGGUCGACCUAAAAGCCAAGUCAGCGAAAGGCCACACGGCGCUCGACGUCGCCGCGGCAAAGGGGCACAAGGUCUGCGUUGAGUUCCUGCUCAAGGCGGACCCUGACUCGCGGCGCUGCAAGGCAAGCAAGAAGAUCCCCCUCCUCCGCGUCGCGGCUGCGCACGGGUGCGUGGGUCUUCUUGACGAGUGGCUGGCUGAGCUGAAGAAUGCGUGCAGCCCGGCUGGGUACGCGGAUGUCCUGGGUGAGCUUUUGGGCCUUGCGGCUGCGCAUGACGAGGUAGAGGCGUGCCAUUGGCUGCUGUACCAUGGGGCGGAUGUUGAUUAUGUUGAUGCGCGAGGGCGCACGGCGCUCUCGCAUGCUGCGUAUCGCAAUGCGGCGCGGUCGGCGGGGGUUCUUGUGGCUAGGGGGUGUGAUAUCCAUCUGUCGGAUCAUGCGGGUAAGAGUCCGUUGCAGCGGACGUCGAGUGAUGAGGUGGUGAGGAUUCUGUAUGAGGCGAUGAGGUGA